Molecule: messenger RNA, 1271 nt
Organism: Oncorhynchus gorbuscha (pink salmon)
Lineage: Eukaryota; Metazoa; Chordata; Actinopteri; Salmoniformes; Salmonidae
Product: protein AMBP-like
Exons: 10
Coding region: 54-1127 (357 amino acids)
Cellular component (GO): cell surface; plasma membrane
Molecular function (GO): serine-type endopeptidase inhibitor activity
Source: RefSeq, a predicted model, not a curated record
AGGGGCUCAGAGGAAACUCAGUCGGAGGUUCGUAUCGGAGACACACAGACAGAAUGCAGCAGGGUGCCAUACUUGUGGUCCUUUUGGUCCUGGUGAACUCCCUCCAUGGUGUGCCAGUGCUUGCCGAACCGCUCUUCCCCACACAGGAGAACUUUGACCUGAGCAAGUUCAUGGGGAAGUGGCAUGAUAUUGCGGUAGCUUCCACCUGUCCCUGGAUGCAGCGCCACAGAGGAGACUCAGCUAUCGGCAUACUGGAGCUGCGUGCCGGGGACACUGAAGGCAAAGUCAGCAUGAAACGCAGCAUGAAAAAGCACGGGACAUGUAAGCAGAUCUCCGGUGAUUAUGAGCUAACAGACACACCUGGAAGAUUCACCUACCACGUUGCCAAGUGGGGGGCUGAUGUUGAUGCCUAUGUCGUUCACACUAACUAUGAUGAGUAUGCCAUCGUCAUGAUGAGUAAACAGAAGACAGGUGGCGAGAAGAGCAAGUCUGCCAAGCUAUACAGCCGCACCAUGGAACUGCGGACCACUAUCUUGGACGACUUCAGGAGGCUGGUGAGGGAGCAGGGCAUGGCUGACGACACAGUCAUCAUCAAACAGAACAAAGGCGAGUGUGUACCAGAAGCAGAGCCUGUAGCAGCAGAGCCUCCAUCUGAGAUUACGGCACCGAGAGCUAAGAGGAACAUAGUCCUCCCUGAUCCUGCCCCUGUGGAGGGCUCCGGUAUGGGUGAUGACACCAUGAUCUUCCGGAGUGCAGAGUCCUGUAAGGCGGAGCCAGACGCAGGUCCCUGUUUCGGGAUGGUGCAACGCUACUUCUACAACUCCACCAGUAUGAGCUGUCAGCUGUUCACCUACGGAGGCUGUAUGGGCAACCAGAACAACUUUGUAACCGAGAGGGAGUGUCUGCAGAGUUGCCGCACUGAAGCUGCCUGCAGAAUGCCCAUGGAUGCUCAACCCUGCACCGGGCAGCCCAAGAUCUGGGCCUUCGAUCCCAACUCUGGACUCUGUCUGGAAUAUAAAAAGGACUACUGCCAGGGAAACAGUAACAAGUUCUACUCCAAGGGGGAGUGUGACGAGUACUGUGGGGUGAUGAAGGAUGGAGAAACUGAGUUCCUGAAAGCUAACUGAAGGAGAUUAGAGGUCAUAAGGAAGAAUACAUCCUAACACAUGAACACACAGCACAGAUCACCGUCUGGGUUAGUCGUCUGACAGAAUACGUAGAUCAUUCAAUACAGAAUAGAACACAACACAAUAAAAUGAUGGAUUAAGCUG